AGCUAGGGUUUACAACGUCAAGAUAAAUUGGCAGCAAACUAAGUUAGUAAAGGGGUAAAUACAAAUGCACUUAGGUUACAACCACACAGUAAAAAAAAAAAAAUUGCAGGCGCCACAUUCACACCGGUGAGCCACAAGCGACGACAUGCACCACACACUGCACCAAACUCAUUAUUUUUGAAUCAACUUUCCCCCGAGGGCCUGGAGCGUGACUACUUCCUGUCGCUUGUGACAGGCCCAGACACGGACGCGCGGCCAUUCGUCCCGCCUCCUUCUGGGCUCUGUGCUUCGUCGCGGUUAUCUUGCUGUCACUUGCAGUCGGAGCCUGCAGGAACGAGGCCAUUUCUGCUUACUCGUUUUUCUUCGCUCAGGGCUUCGUCCCUGUUUUGUUGCCGCUGAACACAAUCGCGUGUGCCUGAUCGCUCGGCUUCGCUCAGGGAGUGGUUGGUCUACGGCCGAUACAAGUAUUGCGCUUCAGCCAGCAUGGGAAUGACGAUUCGGCUUUCCGACACUCCAGGAGGACGGAAAGGACGGUCAGCCUUUCCCCGCAUCUACCACAAGUUGGAGGGUCAUUUCCGUGCCUGCAACUGAAGUUACGAAGUCGUCGUUCCAGCGGAGCAACAAAGGUGGUAACGACUGCACCAACCGCCCAUCACGUGGAACAUACUGUCACAUCGCUUCGACGACGACAAGCACAUACCCAUUCUACCUGCCAUGAGUGCACAACGGUGUGUGGAAACCGGCAAGCCACAUACGGAGAUCAGUGAAACGUUGCGCGGCGAUGCAGGAAGUUUUCCCGUUAAGAAGACAACGGUGAAGGCGAGGAUAAAGGAUGGUGUCAUCCACUCACCCUAUCCGGACGUCCACGUUCCAUCGAGCUCACUGUUCGCCCUCCUUGCCGAGCGAAUGCUGAAAAGCGGAGACAAGGCAGCGAUUCUGUACCGUGAAAAGCCGAUAUCCCACGUCGAGUUGCUGCAGCGCUUUCGAUCGUGCGCGGCCGGCAUGCAAGUUCUGGGUCUCGGCAGGGGAGACCGCGUCUACACGCGCUUCUGCACUUCCAGCGUCGAUGGCCUGGUCGCUUUGUGCGCCGCGAUUUUCACUGGAGCCACAGUCAUCCUCGCCGGAGACUUCACGCAAGCGGAGCACCUGGCCAGCAUCAAAUCUCUGGACAUCACGCGCCUCCUCAUCGAUUCGGGAACAGCCGAUAGAAUAAUUCCUCUGCUCCCGGAGCUGAAACUCAAGGGCAAGUUGUCUGUGGACCAGUUGCCGGGAUUCGCGUGGGUGUCGUCUCCGCACUGGGCUAACGAGGCGUCCUUCCAUGAUCACUGGGUCGCCACAUACGAGGACGAUGUUGCCCUAAUCGCAUACAGCAGCGGGACAUCCGGCCUUCCGAAGAAUAUCGAAAUACCACAACGAUGCCUCCUCUAUUGCCUCGUCGCGGCCGAGGCCACUCAGCCACUGACGUCCGACGACAUAUGCAUCACUGGUGCCAACAUAUGCACGUACAUUGGGUUCUCACUUUACCUCAAGGGGCUCCACCUUGGCGCCACAUUCCUGAUGAUGGAGCAACGCCAGCGCAUACACGGCCUCGCCGACGCAAUUGUCAGACAUAAGGUGACGUGGUUCUUGAGCCCACCUCUCCGCGCUCUCGGCUACGCGCGGCAAGUGCUCCAGAGAGGCGACGGCCCUCCACCGUCGCUCAAGAGCGUCUUACUCGCGGGGGCUCCCCUGUCGGCGGCCGUCGCUCAAGAAGUGGUGGCCGCGUUGCGUCCCGACGAAAUGCGCAACGCGUACGGCACUACGGAGACCAGCGGCAUUCUGACCCUGCCUCCACCGGGAGAACGCUGCUACGACAACGUCGGGUUUCCGUUGCCCAGAACCAGGAUCAAGGUCAUUGACGCUGGAUCUGGUGUAGUAUUGGGACCUAUGAAAGAAGGCGAAGUUCUAGUGCAUUCUCCUUCGACUAUGAAAGGUUACUACAAUAUGGCUGCAGAAACGAACGCUGUUAUCGACGCGCAAGGAUGGUUCCAUACAGGCGACGUCGGCUUCUACGACGAGGACGGCCGCCUGUACCUGGUUGACCGGGUCAAGUUCACGCUGGACUGCUUUGGCAAAAAAGCGAGUCCCUGCGAAAUUGAGGACUGUCUCAUGGAACACCCAGACGUAGCCGAAGCCGCCGUGCUGGGCGUGCCUCAUGUAGACGCUGGCGUGCUGCCUGCCGCCAUCGUGGUUAUCCGGCCCCGUUGCGAGGACAGGGGCGAAGAUCUUGCCGAAGAACUCAAGGUGCACGUCGCGGCUCAUCUGUCCCCAUGGAAGCACCUUUACGGUGGAGUCUACUUCGCCGACGUCAUUCCAAGAACCGAGACGGGAAAGAUACGACGGCGCGACUUACCUACACUCAUUCUUUCACUGCGAAGACUCGACCGCGAGUCAGCGUUGCCCAUCAUAAAGUAAUUGCCAUAUAUUAAAGGCUUUUUUUUGUCACUUUCAGCGCUCUGUAUAGAGUAAUAGGGCCUUCAGGUUAUCUUUCGUCCAGAUGCAAGCGUUUUUUAUUUUAAUCGUGUACAGCGUAAAUUUAAUUAAUGGUUCUAAUAACGCCCUCCGUAGUGGACAAUCUGCACGAAUUGUUGCUAUUAGAACUGUAAACACACAUAUCGGCAAGUCGGAAACUCUGUUUUUAGAAUAAACAUGGCUUUUCUAAACGAA
This is a messenger RNA of Dermacentor albipictus, 2706 nucleotides long. The record is from RefSeq and is a predicted model, not a curated record. NCBI's taxonomy places the organism in Eukaryota, Metazoa, Arthropoda, Arachnida, Ixodida, Ixodidae.